This is a messenger RNA of Fusarium falciforme, 1437 nucleotides long. RefSeq names its product MOSC domain-containing protein. Gene Ontology annotation, molecular function: catalytic activity; molybdenum ion binding; pyridoxal phosphate binding. The transcript has a single exon. The record is from RefSeq and is a predicted model, not a curated record. NCBI's taxonomy places the organism in Eukaryota, Fungi, Ascomycota, Sordariomycetes, Hypocreales, Nectriaceae. The coding region runs from base 25 to 1437 and encodes 470 amino acids.
GUAGACUUGAGCCAGCAACCGUUCAUGAUGUUGUCUCAACUCACAGCCUGGCUGCAAAACAGCCUCCAGAGUCACCCCCUAACCUAUACUGCUAUUGCGAUCACCAUUUUACUCGGACUUCUGACCCUUCUCCUCAUUUUAAAAUGGACCGGAAACUCGUCCUCAACGCGCAGAAAACUGCGAAAUCUACGCUGGUUGAGGGUACCAUCAAGCAACAUGGCUGAUCAAACCGACCCCCAGUUCGACGUCCCAGAGGGAAGCUCCACCAACGCACCCAUCCGCAUCAAAGCCAUUUUCAUCCACCCUGUCAAGUCUUGUGGACCAAUCGAGCUCGACCAUGCUGUUUUGACCAAGACUGGCUUCAUGUACGACAGGUGCUUUGCAAUUGCGACCGAGGUGGCGAGAGCGGACGCCGAAGGGGGUUCGGUCUGGCGCUUCAUCAGUCAACGGACCAAACCCCUCAUGUCCCAGAUCAAGCCUGAGUUGUGGGUUCCUCAUGAAAAGAGCGACCCUCAAGAUCCCCUGGUUCGCGCGGGAGGAUGCUUGGUGCUACGGUUCCCCGACCCGGAUCCCCCAAGUUGGAUCAACCGCCUUGAAGGCUUCAUUGACUCAGGUCAAACUGCUCAACGAGAGGUGUCCUUCAUAGUGCCUCUCCAACCGACAUCCGAAUUGGUGGAUGAGUACAAGAUCAGAAUGAAGCCUUUUACCAUUCACUCUCGCGAUGCAAAGGGCCUAGAUAUGGGCAGAAUUCCCUCGGUAGCAGCAGCACUUCCCAAGUUGAAGAGGUUCCUCAAAGUCUCGGAUCAACACCUCACCAUCCUAAGAUGCACCCCUGAGACCCUCGUGAGGACCGACAAGAACCUUGCUCCCCUGAAUCACAUCGGAACACCGGCUGUCCAUGGAUAUACGGAUCAGCAACCCAUCAAUAUAAACAGCUUGGCCUCGGUUCACGCCGUCUCGUCAAUGUUGCCGAUAGAGAACCAACCUCUAAACGCGCUUCGAUUCCGUGCCAACAUUUGGAUUACGGGUACUCCAGCCUUUGAAGAAGAGAAUUGGAAACGCUAUCGUAUUCUUCCCAAAAACGCGGGUUCUGAUACACGAACCCAGGUUGCACCGGCGCUGUCUGUUGUCUGUCGAACAUCUCGCUGCACCAUGCCCAACGUGGAUCCUAAUACGGGCAAAUUCGAUACGGAUAAUCCUGCUCCAGAUAGGGCCAGAGGCAGAGCGCAGCCGAGUACGACUCUGGUAAAGUACCGUACGGUUGAGGAUGGGAAUCCUAGGGCCCUUGGGUACUUGGGCAUGCAUUGCGUGCCAGAGGACCAUAGCCUGAACGAAGCAGAGGAUCAAGAUACCGGAUUGUACGUUCAGGUUGGCGACGAGAUUGAAGUUCUUGAAAGAGGGACGCAUCUUUACGGGUCCACGGGCAAUGAUUACUAG